AUGAGUGUUUCGAAUGGUGGUGAGGUGAAGGGUUGUCGUGUUGGCGAUGUUGGAGUUUGUGAACCAAGGUGUGUUGGAGGAGGUGGUUCUGGCGAGAGUGAGACUAUUGACUUGUCGGUGUCGAGUGAUGAGGAGAGUGUGGAGGAGAUGGAUGUGAAUGGAGUUGGUGAUGGGGGAGUGGGGACUGGCGAUGCAAGUGACCGGGGUUAUAGGUGA
Messenger RNA from Trichobilharzia regenti, 216 nucleotides. NCBI's taxonomy places the organism in Eukaryota, Metazoa, Platyhelminthes, Trematoda, Strigeidida, Schistosomatidae. The record is from the annotation of a GenBank genome assembly.